This is a messenger RNA of Prunus dulcis (almond), 1014 nucleotides long. RefSeq lists its product as uncharacterized. Lineage: Eukaryota; Viridiplantae; Streptophyta; Magnoliopsida; Rosales; Rosaceae. The record is from RefSeq and is a predicted model, not a curated record. The transcript is spliced from 3 exons. Bases 2 to 724 code for a protein of 240 amino acids.
AAUGAUCAAAGAUAUCGGUCUGUUCAAUUUGGAAUCCAUAGGAAGCACUGAAGUUGAAAUGUUCGACUACUUGACACUUACAAGAAGGAAGGGUCCUCUCCAGGGACUGGAUGAAUGUGGUAUAUUUAGCAUAUUCCUUCCUGGGAGCGAGGUUCCAGAUUGGUUCUGCUACAAGUCGAGCAUGGGUAACUCUGAGCUGUCUAUAACUAUACCUCCACAUCUUAAUUUAAAGAUCCGAGGCCUAAAUGCAUGUGUUGUGUAUGCACAAGGUAAGGUUCUUGUUGAGGAUUUGAAAUGUUACUCGGUCGUUCCCUUUCUUCGCAUCAGUAAUGAGACCAAGGGUUUUAAGUGGACCUAUUUGCCAGUCACAAUAGGGUUUCCAAAAGAGAAGGAAGAUAUGUUAUGGCUUAGUCAUUGGCGAUUCACAAACGAUGAAUUGGAGGGUGGGGAAGAAAUACGUGUUUCAGUUAGAGAUGAAUCCGAUAGUUUCUGGACGAAGGAAUUUGGAAUCCAGCUUGUGUACGAGCAGAAUAAUAAUGAGGGUACUGUAACUGAAGAUAUAACCACAAUGUUCCAGCAUGAAACAACUCCUCCUUCGACCCAGAAUCAUGUCGUUGCUGGAGAUGUGUCAGCGUCAGCAUCAAGGUUUGAGUCGGUUAAGAUGGGUGAAUACGUUAUUUGUAAUCAUAGUCAUAUAGGAGUCGUCUCAUACCUAGACAUAUAGGAUAAGCAUCAAAGUUUGAGUUGGAAAAGCUGCAGAUGUAUGGAAAAGUGCAUUACAAGUGAACCAUGCACCAAUUACUUCAAGACAGGAAGGGGAAUUAUUUGCGAAGAUUCACCUGAGGACCCUGGAAAACGCAGUAGAGUGUGGCAUAAAGAUGCCUCUAAUGUUUUGAGAAAAUUAACUGGAACAGAAACUAUUAAGGGCCUCAUGCUCAACCUUCCUAGCGAGGCAAUAUUUAGUACAAGUAACCAAAACCGGUGCCAUGUUGAAGACUUUGAUGGAAAUUGUUC